This is a messenger RNA of Cuculus canorus (common cuckoo), 10837 nucleotides long. RefSeq names its product zinc finger CCCH-type containing 11A (gene ZC3H11A). The transcript is spliced from 17 exons. The record is from RefSeq and is a predicted model, not a curated record. Lineage: Eukaryota; Metazoa; Chordata; Aves; Cuculiformes; Cuculidae. Bases 6892 to 9327 code for a protein of 811 amino acids. Gene Ontology annotation, molecular function: metal ion binding.
GGGCGGGGGAAUGGCUGCUUGGCCCGCCGCGGGGCCCUCCGCACCCCGCGGCGGGGAAGGCCGCGGGCCGGGCCCUCCCACCCGGUGUGCGCAGCCUCGGGGCUGGGGGGCCUGGGGGAGACUGUGCCCCAGCCUCGGGACUGGGGAGAGGGGCAGCUACCUCCCCGCGGUUUUCGGUACCAGCGAACCGUAGGGUGGGUUGGGGUGGAAGGAGUCUGAAAGCCCAUCCAGUCCCACCCCUUGCCACGGGGAGGGACACCUCCCACUGGAUCAGGGGGAUCCAAGCCCCAUACAACCUGGUCUUGGACCCCUCCGGGGAUGGGGCAGCCACCACUGCUCUGGGCCAGGGCCUCCCCACCCUCACAGCAAAACAUUUCUCCCUAAGAUCUCAUCUCAGUCUUCCCUCUUUCAGCUGAAAACCAUUUCCCUCGUCCUAUCCCUGUGCUCCCUGAUCAAGAGCCCCUCCUCAGCUUUCCUGGAGCCCUUUUCACUACGCACUGGGAGCUGAUCUAAGGUCUCCCCAGAGCCUUCUCUUCUCCAAGCUGAGCAAUCCCAACUCUGUCAGCCUGUUCUCAUAGCAGAGGUGCUCCAGUCCUCAGAUCAUCUCCAUGGCCUCCUCUGGACUCAUUUGAACAGUUCUAUAUCCUUCUUACAUUGAGGAUUCUAGAACUGGACACAGGACUCCAGGUGAGGUCUCUCCAGAGCAGAGUAGAGGGGAAGAAUCCCCUCCAUCUGCUGCAGCCUCCUGUUCCACACUCCUGCCCUUCCCAUGGCCUUAGCCCUCCUGUGGGCCAUCUGGUCCCAGUGGUCUCCAAGGGGAAGCAGAGUCCUUGGGCAAGCUCUGGAGGAAUUCAGUUGCGCCAAGUGAAGAUCUCAGUGCAGGUUCUUUACAAGCAGGCUUUAUUUUUUGUUAAAACCUUGUAGCACUGGGUAGAAUGCUGUAACGUAGUCAUCUGACAAAUUUCUCCCAUGUUCCCCAAAGGAACUGCCUUCAAGAUCUGACUAACUCUGGAUGCACCAGGUCAUCAUCUUAAUUUCUCCUUUAGGUUGUUUAAAACAAUCCAAUUGGUAAUACUUGUUUUUUGUUUCUUAUGAAAUUGGAUCUUAGAGGUUUCUGUUUUCUUAUGUUGAUCUUUAUAAUGAAAAUGCAAAAGUGUUUUUUACUGUUGCAGGGAUCUGUGUGGAGCCUACGGAUUGUUCCCAGAACAAUCAGUUCAGUGCAACGCUGCACUUGGAGAUUGAUUUCAAAAUCAAUCCUGUGUCAUUUGAUUGUAUAAAAAAGAUCUUCUAGGGGUAGGGAAUUUUGAAAGGAUUGUAGGCCCACCCCAUGCUAAACUGAUCAGGCUGGACAGUUAGGCUGAGUUUGUUGCUGGGUGACCCAGUGUUUGAGGAGGAAAAGUCAUCCAGAGAAAACUUCCUCUUGCUGUCGUUUGUCACUAAAAUGGCUCCCUUCCAAGUGGCUCCUUCCAGGGGAAAUCGACUCUUUUUGAGAUUUAAUAAGACAUUUAAGUGAGGAAGAUGAAUCAUCAUAGUAAAUUGCUACUAGGCCUAAGCGCUGGCUUCAGAAACAGAAAAAGAGUGGUUUUAAGUAUGCCUGUCUCCCCCCAGGUUAAGAUGUAGCAGUUCUAGCAGUUCCCCUACUUCAGAAUUGAUUCCUGGUUACUGUUUGGACACCGAGGAGGAAAAGCAGGUGGACAGAGCAAAUGAUAGAGGAGUGCUACCCACUAGAAAUAUAGAGAAGAAGGGGUUAUGUGUUAAAGGAAAGCCACUACAUUAAAAACUGGUGCUAUCUAAACAUUUAUUAAGGACCUGGGGGUACUGCUACACCUGCGUGUGCUGCAAUCAUGCCUGUUGCCACUCAACAAAAAAGAGCUUUCUUACUGAAUGCAGCAUAUUAAAGCAUGUGUUGUUGCCUGGAAGAAGAGCAAAGACUCGCAUAGUAUGGAAUUUGGUAUCUGUGCUUCACUUGGUGUGCUGUAUCCAGGACAAAAAAACCCCCAAAUCAGCUGUGCAAGCCAGGUGCUCACCUGGGGGUGGUGGUGCUUUGGUGACAUCAUUGUGAAGUCUGAGCGGUAACCCAGGGUGACAAGCACUGCUCUCUGAAGAGUUGGUGUCAGUGCUAGCUGUCUCUCUUUGAGAGCGGUUUUAGCAGUGGGAGAUUGACCUAUAUUCACAUUUCUUGCACUGGCAGUCACUACAUGGUGGAGCCAGCUGUAAGAGGAGAAGGAGUGGAUUACAGGUAUCUCCAGGUAAGCUGGGGCUGUCAAAGAGGUUCACCAUAGGUGUGGGUGGUACUGGUGCAGCCACUGCAGCUGCAGCAAUAGCGUUUUUUGGAGAAGGCAGAGGGAGUUUUCUUCGUGAAAGCAAUGCUGUCACAAGACUUUUGAUGCCAGAAAUUAGGACAAACAUAUCUGUUGCCUCAGACUUCUCAGUUGACCCUCAGUAUACCUGGCACACUGCUUGCAAUGUUUGGGGCAGGGCAGGGACUUGCCUUGGCACUCUUGUGUUGCAGCAAUGCUUCCAGAUUGUGGUGGUGCUGUUGGUAACCUGAAGUUCAGGAAGCGUUUCUGGAUUUUUCUACUGUUCCAUGAGACUUUUUGCCCCAUGAAGGUGAUGCAUUGAGCUAUUUCCUUUCAACAGACUGCCUAAGAGCCAGCCAUGGUUUAACCUCUCCAGGCUUGGGUGUUCCCGUUCCACCUUUGCCUACCGAGCAGGUUCUCAGUGGGAGAAAAGGAUAUGAAUCUUAGCCAUGGGACCUGGACUCUCAACUAUGUACUUCCGUGAUGGAACUUGGACAGGAGAACACUCUUAGAUAAACAGAGGUACAGUAAAUUGUUUACUGAAGAUGCUGUUUUUUGAGGCCAACUUAUUAGACGUUCAUACAGCUGGUGGCACCAGGCAGUCAGUUUCAAUACAUGGUGUGUGACUGUACAGCAUUUUGGUGGAUUUGGAGAAAGGGCAACACAAAAAUACAUAUUUAACUGUUGCUAUGCAGACCUUGAACCGAUGACAGACAUGUGUGGCAGUGAUGACCCACGGGAUAUCUUUUGAUACACUGUAGCAGCAGAGUCCCCCUCUUAGGAAACAGCAGCUCCCUCCCACUGGAGUUGCUAAAACUUCCACAGCAGGAAACGUCCUAUAAGCACCAAGUUACCAACUGGAUGUGUGGCUUUCCCUUAAUCCCCUCACCCCUGCUUAUCCAGAACCCAAGUAUGGAAAGCCUGCUCUAAGGUCUCCCUGGAGCCUUCUCUUCUCCAGGGUGAACAAGCCCACUCUCUUAGCCUGACGUCAUAGAGGAGAUUGCUCCAGCCUUUGGAUCAUUUUUGUGGCCACCUCUAGACUCACUUCGACAGAUCCAUGUCCUUCCUGUGCUGAGGACUCCAGAACUGAACACAGGGCUUCAAGUGAGGUCCCAGCAGAGUGGAAGAAUUCUCCAGAGGGAGAAUCACCUCCCUGGUCCUGCUGACUGUGCUGCUCUGGAUGCAGCUCUGGAUACAUUUGGCCUUCUGGGCUGUGAGUGCACACUGCUGGCUCAUGUCUGGCUUUUCAGCCACUGUGGUCGCAAUACAGGGAGGUCAGCCUUUCUGACCUUGGCAACACCUUUGCUGUAGAUGGACCAUAGUUCUCAUCUGUUGACAGGUUUUCUAUAUCCAGAACCUCAUACCUCUUGUGCUGGGGCACCUGGGAAGAUGAUCUGGGCAAGGAGGGCCUUCGCCCGCCACCCCAAGCAUGGAUUUUCCUGCAUUCACUGUUUCCCUUUAGGCUAUUUCCUCCAGCCUGGCGGGGGGAGGAUGUAGUUGGUGUUGGUUUUCCACUGGUGGUGGUUAGUUUUUAUAUCUCAAGGAGGGCAGUAUCUCUUUCUCAGCCUCCUUAUGCUCCUUCCCCUUCCUCUAGUAGCUCUGCCACCAUGCUGAGCGGAUCCUUCCCCACACAACUCUUCUCAUGACUACCAUCCCUUGUCAGUCAAAGGCUCUGACACUGGUUCCUGGGUGGCUCCUCACUUUUGUGGGAGCUCUUUCUGGGUUGCCGUAUUCAUUCUGGUGGGUGGAUACCACAGCCAAGCUCCUUCUGAGAGGGAUGCUUCUAUAAUAAUAGGAGUAAACUUCAAUAUUAUACUUCAAUAACACUUCUUUCAUGCACUUUUCGGGGUGCAAAACAGUUUUGUUCCCUUCUUGCUCUUUGGUACAAGCAAAGGCAGGCCAGCAAGCUGGGAAGUUAGACAUGGAGUAGGACUGUUUCUUCAGUGCCAAGAAAGACAAGCUUGUCAAACAGACCAGGCAGACUUCCAGUGUACUGUUUCUCUUCCCUUAGCCAAGGUGAGGUUUAUGGCACUUUAGGGAUGUUUUUCCUGACCCCUCGCUACCACAUCUGUAAUUAUUUUUUUUUCCCAAAAUUAAUUCAAAAUCGCUCAAACCAAAAAGUUUACUGGAGUUGAAGUGGUUAAAAUUCAUCUUCUGCUAGAGACUUGCUGAGCGCACCAGAGUUACUCAUUUGUUUUCAGGGUCAGUUCUUUGGGGGUCACUUUGGUUUCUGUUUAGCACUCAGAUUGACAUGAUCACUGAUACCAGCUUAAAAAGGGGAAGUUGAGUUAACCUUUUUUUUAAAUGAAAGGGCUUCUGUGGAGUUCAGAACUGAGUUUUUGAGGGGGUUUUGUGUUGUUUUGAAGUUCUCCUUUUUUUCCCCAUUCCUUCAAGAAGAUCCAUUCAAAUUCUGAACUGCUCUUGGAGUCUGCUCAGGAAUACAGAGGGCAACAAGCAAAAUACUGAGCUGCUUGAGCAUCAAAAGAGCUAAACUUGAGGGGAUUUCUUUUUUCCCCUUGUGGAUUUACUAAUGUUGCAUUAUACAGGUCUCUCGCUUCCUAGGAAAAAGAAAUGCCAUGAAUUCAUUCUGAUUUGUCUUUGAAUGCCUCUGCGCAGCAGUGGUUGUUAGUUGCCAACUAUUUAAGCUUGUGUAAACUGCCAGAAUCAUCCUUGAAAUUUAAUUUGAUGGUAUUGGUGACGCAUUUGGAAAAAUAGUUCUUGUCAAAGUUCUGCCUGGAGGAGCUCCAGUAAUUUUUAGAAGUAGAGGCACAGAAAUCCAUAUGGCACCUGGUCUGGUUUUGAAGAUGCUAAAAGUCAGAAGUGAACAGUGCCUUUGAUACUGGAGGGGGAAGAAAACCUUGCAGUUAAUGUCUGGUUUUAUUCCCAUUAUCAAGCAGUCAAAAAAUCACUGAGAACCCAACUUUUAAUCUCUUUAUUUUAUUGGGAAAAAUCUCUGAAAAAAAAAAAAUUAUCAAGCAAAAUUCCUUAGUGUAAAAGGUCCAACCCUUUAUUUUUAAUUUGUGAGAAUUACUUCAUUAAGCUUUGUCCAAAAGAGUCAGAAAUACUUUGCACUGAAAUGUGCAGCGUUUUACAGGAAGGGGUCAGAAUCACUUGAAUUUGAACUUUAUCUGGUCUGGUUGCAGGUUUUAUGUAUUUAGUAUCUUUAAAAACAAUUAAGCAUAUGACUUAAGUAGCUAAAAUCUUAAGUAGGUAAAAUCAAAGUAUUUGACUCCACAUCAAAAAAACCCUUUAGCCUGUGGUUAAAGGAAAUCAGUUUCAGCUCUGGUGGCACCAAAAAAUUAUCAGUGGUUGAAUUAAACCUAAGCCAUCUUUCCCAGGCUUCCAUGAUCUUGCAGCCAUAAAUAAUGACAGAUACAUGGAUUAGGGCACAGCAUGUGGUGGUAAACUUGUAGUAUUUGAUGUCAGAAGAAAAAAAAUUACUCCCUAAAACCAACAUAAUUUAAAAUUCUCAAUAUCGUGCAGCCAUGCCACUCGCAAAGUGAGCAUUUCCCUGCCUCUUCAAGCUUGCUGCAUCCUCCUUUAUGUGCUCUCCUCCUGCUGGUAAUCAAUUGCAGCUCCACGUGUCUGAUCAGGGCUAAAAAUUGUUCUCGUUAUGGAUCCAACACGACAUAUCCUGUGCACGCCUGUGUGUAUAGAUAUGUUCAUCCUCUGUGCCUGGACCGAUGUGUGCCUAUUUGUGUGCUCACCCCCGAUCACUCAUGUUAUAAAUCAUCAGCCUCAAAGGCAUUUUCAUCAAAAUAUUAUGUAGAUCUUUCGGGUUUUUGCCAGUUCCCUCAAAAAUGAGAGAGUUUAUAUGCAACUGUACAUGGCAAAUAGACAAAAAUUCUAACUGUUACUAUUACUCUGCCUGACUUUAUUAUCUCUUGCCCUCGGUGUGUGCAUAAACAUAUAUGUGUAUGUCUAUACAGAUUUGUGUAUUUAUACACGCCAGUAUGUUUUUGCUGCACAGGUAAUAAAGGUGGGGGAAGGUUUUUGUGUUUUCUUAAUAGGUGAAGAAAUCCUGGAAGACCAGAAAUUGCAACUUAUUGAAUUUUAAAUUAGAGAAAAAAAAAAAAAACAAAAAAACAAACCAAAUUGUCCGGCUGUGGAAGAUGGAUCCUCAUUUUUGCAGCCCCUUUGAAUCACAAGUUCAUCUUUAAAUGGGGUGUUUUGUUGCUUUUUUUGGGUUUUUUGAAGAGCUAACUAACCCUGGCUGUCUCCAGUCUGACAGUAUUCAAAUGGACUUGCUUCCUUCGUUAGUUAUAAGAUGUUUUAAAGUCCAUCCUGUGUUUGAAUUGUGGAUGAGCAGUUCCCUUGGCAAUGUGAGGAGGAAAAUUCUUUCUACCCCUUUAUUAUUAAUUCACGGAUUCAGUGUUGGUUCGGCCUACAGGAGAAGUUAACUGGAGGGCUUUGAAGAUCGACAUCUUUGCUGAAGUUGUCCAGGGUUACUUUUAAAAAGAAGAUUUCACUGAUCAAGCCAGUGGAAGACUUUCAGUCCAAGAAAGAGUGAAGCCAGCUUUUUGCAAGAGUGAAGGAAGUCCCUGCUGAGGGAACUCUUACAACCUGAGCUUGUUCUAAGAAUUCGUCCAUUAUGUCUAACCAAGGAGAUGACUGCUACUUCUAUUUCUAUUCCACAUGUAACAAGGGAGACAGCUGCGCCUUCCGCCACUGUGAAGCUGCUCUGGGGAAUGAAACAGUCUGUACACUUUGGCAGGAAGGUCGCUGUUUCAGGAAUAUUUGCCGAUUCAGACACAUGGAAAUUGAUAAAAAGCGCAGUGAGAUUCCUUGCUACUGGGAGAAUCAGCCCAUGGGCUGCCAGAAAUCCAACUGUGCUUUUCACCACACAAAGGGACGUUAUAUUGAUGGACUCUUCCUACCGCCAAGCAAAACUACGCUUCUAAGUCCACCUGAGUCUGUAGAGGAUGAUAUGAAAAUGGCUCAGAUGUCACUGCCGCAGAACAAACUUUCUGUCCAGUCAAAUCCCUCUCCACAGCUGAGAGGGGUGAUGAAAGUGGAAAACUCAGAGAACGUCCCUAGUCCUACACAUCCUCCUGUUGUAAUCAACGCUGCAGAUGAUGAUGAAGAUGAUGAUGACCAGCUUUCUGAAGAAGGAGAUGAAACUAAAACACCUGUCCAGCAACCAACUACAGAAUCCCACAAUGGAUUGCGGAUGAUUUCCACUAAGAAAUCCAAUGCUAGUACAAAGCAAGAUGACAAUUUAAAUUUUGGAAUAAAAACACUUGAAGAAAUCAAAUUGAAGAAACUGAAGGAAAAAACAAAAAAACAAGGUGAAGGUCCUUCAGGAGUUUCUGUUCAUCCACUCCAAUCUCAGACUAUUCCUGUGCCAGAAAAGGAAAACGUACGGACAGUAGUGAGAACCGUGACACUGUCUACAAAGCAAGGAGAGGAGCCUAUGAUUCGACUGAAUCUUGCAGAGAGACUGGGAAAACGGAAAGCCUCCAUAGCUGGUAAGAGUGUUAUUCCACUGAAGCGCAACCUUACGGAAAGGCUGGGGAAGAAGAUAGAGAUUCUGGAAAACACUGAAAGAGCACCAAAGAGAGUUCAAGUCCCAAAGUCACUGAAGGAGAGGUUAGGAUUGCCCUCUGAACAGAGCCAUACAGAGACAGAGAAGGCUGCUAAGCCAACUGGAGAGAUCCAUGUGAAAACACUGGAGGAAAUCCGUAUUGAGAGAGCGAAUCAGAGACGAGGAGAAGCUCCAGCUAAAUCCCAAGCUGAAGGACGUUGUAAAACAGAAGAUCCCAGCUCAGGGGCAAGACCUUCCCCUGCAGUUCGCAUCAAAACUUUCUCAGGAGCUCUGGCUGAAAAAAACCACAAGCGAUUUGAAGAAGAGAAGCAAAAACCAGAUGAGUUUCCUACCAAGAGGAAAGCCGAGAGUGAGCCCAAGAAGCAGAGCCUAUUUGCUCCAUCUCUACCCAGCAAAGUGUUCCUGGCAGAGCUGGGAGGUAAAGCCAAGCCAAUAGGAGAAGUGCGUGUUAAAACCCUGGAAGAAAUCAAGCAGGAGAAAGCUCUGCGGAUGCAGCAGAGUGGAGGAAAUGUGCCAGCUCCACCAGCACAACCUGAACCUGCUCCAGCAGGGAGGAGAUUGUUACGGAUCACAAAGCUAAUAGCACCUGGAAGAGAAGAGAAGAAGGUAGUAGAAUUGAGCAAACCUGCCAAAGCUGUCUCUGCACCAGCGGAGCCCUCUGAUCAGAGAGCAACUAUUACCAAAGUUCAAGUGAAGAGCCUGGAAGAGAUAAUGAGGGAGAAGCGGCAACUGAAACGACACCAAGAAGAGACACUUCAGAAGGAAGCAACUGCUGUGCCAUCUCCUGUUGAAAAGGCAAACAAUGAUAAAACUCCAGCAUUGGCAAGUCCUGAAUCCACCGUGGUUUCAGGGUCAGAUCGUCCACCUGCCAAGCGGGCAUUGGUGAAAUCUCCAGAAGAUGGGGUGGAAAGCCCAGGAAAGGAUGCUGCUGUGUCAUCAGGGGAGCAGGCAGUGCAACAUCUGGAACAGAAAGCUAAAAUCAAAUCUAAGGUGUGCCUGAAGCCUUCGGAUGGGAAAGCCAGCUUCCCCACCAAGCAAGCGCUGAAACGCAAGUCAGUGGAGAGUCAUCCCUCGGCUGUGGCGGCUGUGAAACCCCUGAAUGCAACUGGUGAAGACAUGAAGGAGCCUUCCACUAAAAAAGCAGCUGUGGCUGUUGUUCCUGCUUUGACAGAGGACAGCCCAAUCUCUAUACCUCAGAGAGAAAAAAGCAAAGCCAGUCUGGAACUGCAUGUUGGAAGCCAGGCCGACUCUGUGGCACAGUCAGAGGUAUCGAGCUCAACUUCAUCCCCUUCCCAAGCAGCUGUAAAAACGCACCGGCCGAGCUCCACCGGGGCUGGGAAAGCCCCCUUGUCUGUAGAAGAUGACUUUGAGAAGCUUAUUUGGGAAAUCUCAGGAGGCAAACUUGAAGCAGAAAUUGAUCUUGACCCAGGGAAGGAUGAGGAUGACCUCCUCCUGGAACUUUCUGAAAUGAUUGACAGCUGAACUGCAUAGUCUUAUUAAAGGUUAAAAAAAAACCAAACCGUUUAUUUUGUUGGGUUCCCAAGAUGAUUCUUUUUUUCUGAGGCUUUGCAAUGAAUCUUAAAGCACAGUUGAACUGUAUCUGCACUCAGUUGUCCUAAAUUUCCCUGCUGGUCGGAGUCACGGUCCUGCGCAUCCAUUCUGCAUCCAUCGGUGACUACUUUUGACAUUGAGAAGACAAAGCACUUGUUUAUUUUUGGACAGAGACAUGCCCACCUACAAACCAUGGCAGUUAUGAACUGAUGUGCUGACUCAGUGAAGGCUUCAAGCUCCUCCCUUCCUCUCCCACUCUUGUCAAAACUCAAUGUUCAUCGCCUUUCAAAGCUUCGAUAUUCUCAUUUCUCGGACAGUUGAUAUGUAAAGCCUGGAGUUACUAUGUCAACUCUUGAGUCUUAUUUAUGUACACUCGCAUUUUGACUUUCAUCUUUUAGGUUAACAGUGAAAAUGCUGGGGUGGGAGGGAAUGGAAUUACUCCAGUAUUUUGGACCAAACGUGCUGCCAAGGGUGGUGGUUUGGGUUGGUCCAUCCGUCCUUACUCAGGAUGAUAGAGAAGCAGUGUGAAGAGCAGCGGCUGUGCAGUACAGCCAGAAUAUCCUACUCUUGUGUUGUACCAGGGCGGGGGUUGUAGCUUUUUCCUGAUGUGAACUGGAUUCCGAGAAGGCAGUUGGGAUUCUUCUCCUGCUGUCAUGUGAAUCGGUUUAAGUGCCUCUCUGCUCCAGAAAUUGCUUCUUGGUGCUGCUGGCUCUUCUUCUGCCAACCCACAGGGGAGCAUGUGCCCAGUAUGGUGAUCUUGCAACCUCUUGGGGAACACUCCACCCAUCACCAAAGCUGAGCUCUGGCUGGAACCACACGUGGGAGGUCUCUGCUCUGCCCUGGCGUGUGCACGCAGUCUGAAAUUGUGAUGCAGCUGAGCCCAUGGUGUGUUGUGUUCCCUGCCACCAGCCAUCGUUUUCCCUAGCAGCCAUAUUUUGAAUUAUUUUCUUAUGUUUUUGAAGAAAUUCAGUCUUUUCCUGCUAUGAUUUGUGAGGCCAUAGGGGCCCUUAAGCAGAGAGAAAAAUUAAUUCUUGGGAGUUGACUGUAAAUACGUUCUCUUUGGAAGAAAUGCUUGUGUACUUUGAGAAUCCACUGCAACGUCUUCAUUCCUAGAGGAAAGAGUUGAAUAAAAAAUGUACAGUUGUGGCUCUGGAAGGGUCACCUAGCCCCUUGAUCCUGCUGAAAGACUUUAUCCUGGUGAGACUUCUGCCGGCAUCCAUCGCUCGCAUGCAGACGGGAGUGACCUUGGCACAGAGGAUUUGCGUGCAAGGGCAGUUUGCUUCACUCUCCUCCGCUUCCGUCGCUGGCCUUUACCACUCCAGGCCCAGGCUCUGCCAGUGGAGAUGGGAUUUGGUGUGCGCCGUGGUUUCUGUACACAUUUUAUUCUUCCAUUUUAUAUUUGUAUUCUAUUUAAGGUAUUGUAUUAAACAUAGUCUGGCCA